AUGUGUUCGGUUAGCCCCCUUCCCCUCCAUACCCCCGACACCCAGCCGGACAAUACCUUCGCCUGCUGCCCUCACCUCGCCCUCUUGUCCCCCGCUCCCUCACCUCCACCGUGCCCACGGCGAGCCAUAGGCCCCCACGCCGCCCCACCUGCGGGCUUCCCGUUGCUGCGCGCCCCGCCGGGGAGUUCCUCCACCGGCCCCCAUGUGUGCCCGUUCUGCCGCUUCUCCGCCUUUCUUUUUCUGCUCCCCUUUCUGCCUCUCGCGGCCCCCCCUCCCUGCUGCCGUGCGCCUUCGCCGGGCUUCCCCCGUUCCCCCGCCCCUCCUUUCUCGCGCCUUUCUCCGCCCUCGCGCCUGCCCUCCUCCGCCCUCUCCGCCUCCUUUCCCUUGGCUGUCCCCGCCCUCUCCCCCCCCCUUUGGCUCUUCCCCCCCCUCCCCGACUACCUGUGCCACCCUCCCGCGAUCCCCCUCAAUCAAGAACACCCGUCCUCUAGCCCCCGUCUCGACACGCCUCCGUUGUCCCAAUCUUUUGCCGGCGCGGACCUCAUAGCCCACCUUAGCUUGUCAACCCCCUGGCCCCGCUGGGCCCGUCUGGAGCGACAGAACGUUAAACAGGACUCAGUCGUUCUGCAGCCGCCCCCCCUUCUCCGUGCGGCGCAAGCGUCUUUGUCCGCGCCCCCUGUGGGCCUGUUUGUGGUCGGGGUCGUGUGGGCCACACCGUCUUACCUCGUUCUCAGGCUCUUUGUUGCCCCACCGCCAGGCGCGUCCUCCAUUUGCGUCCCCACCUACCUGCUUUAUGGCCCGUCCGUCAAGCCGCGCCCGCUCAGCUCGAGGGGGUCACCUAGACAAGCGUCACUGUCACCGCACACCCACCGCACCGACUACGCACGACCAACAACCCUUCCAGCGUCACACACCAAAACACACUACAAGACACCCAAACCCCCCCUUCGUCACCCUCACCCUGACCUGAACUUUGUCCCUCCGGCUGCUCACGAGCUCCGCCGGGGAAUCCCUCUCAACCAACACCUAGUCCCGCCCCUCGUUCUGCACCACCACCCAGCGCCUCGCCUCACUUCCCCCCCGCAGCGCCGCUUUGGCCUUACCACGACUAUAACAAGCUCCCACCGUCCACCAACUACCCCACUUCCCCCGCAUAUUCUUGCAUCUCCCGCCCGUCUCUGUUCGCGUCCGCGUAGCUUUGGGGCCCUGUCACACCGCGGUCUUGAACGGGACACGGCGCCCCCCGGGGGGUCCGACUGUGUGGACAAGACCCAACCACAUCGCUGCGACACAUACGGCACGAUCUCUGUUUCCACCGAGGGGACACGAUCCACCUAG
Etheostoma spectabile (orangethroat darter) is the source of this 1338-nucleotide messenger RNA. RefSeq names its product proline-rich protein 36-like. The record is from RefSeq and is a predicted model, not a curated record. The transcript has 6 exons. Lineage: Eukaryota; Metazoa; Chordata; Actinopteri; Perciformes; Percidae. The coding region runs from base 1 to 1338 and encodes 445 amino acids.